AUGAAUCGCAAGCAUUCUAUCACAGACGUAAAGACUAUCAAACCAGCUGAGUUGUAUCCUUGGGUACGCAACAACAAUUCGCCACAUGGUAAGUUUGUUGUUGUUGAUGUUAGAGAUGCGGAUUAUGCUGGCGGACAUAUUCGUAAUUCCUGGAACCACACUAUUGUAAAAUUUCAUCUAAAAAAUGCUUCGGAGCUUCACGAGCGAUUGUAUUGUGAGAGGGUCAAGGCGGUUGUGUUUCACUGUUCGCUUUCGCAGUCGAGAGGUCCUAGAGCAGCAUUGUUGUUUUUAAGAUCACUCGAUCAUAUAAAAGAUAAACAAUUGAAAGACUAUUUUGAAAAUGAUGUGCAUAUUUAUCUUCUUAUCGGUGGGUUUGCAAAAUGGCAAGAGCUAUAUGGCAACGAUCCUGAUGUGACCGAGGACUACGACCCCGAGAUCUGGAGACAAACCAUGAGCAUUUAG
Messenger RNA from Lodderomyces oxycetoniae, 462 nucleotides. RefSeq names its product phosphatase. Gene Ontology annotation, molecular function: protein tyrosine phosphatase activity. Gene Ontology annotation, cellular component: nucleus; cytoplasm. The transcript has a single exon. The coding region runs from base 1 to 462 and encodes 153 amino acids. NCBI's taxonomy places the organism in Eukaryota, Fungi, Ascomycota, Pichiomycetes, Serinales, Debaryomycetaceae. The record is from RefSeq and is a predicted model, not a curated record.